Molecule: messenger RNA, 2799 nt
Organism: Diachasma alloeum
Lineage: Eukaryota; Metazoa; Arthropoda; Insecta; Hymenoptera; Braconidae
Gene: tank
Product: etoposide-induced protein 2.4 homolog
Exons: 6
Coding region: 356-1300 (314 amino acids)
Biological process (GO): macroautophagy
Cellular component (GO): endoplasmic reticulum
Source: RefSeq, a predicted model, not a curated record
UCUGAGAUGGUGAGAUGCACAAAUGUGCACAAAUGCCAACAAAGUCAUUGAGCAUCAUUAUAUUAUGGACUUAGUGUAAUGAAAAUAGAAACUCUCAUACCACCCCUGCGAUGGAUUAAAAAUAAAUAUUUUUAAAAUUUGACUCCAUCGUCAAAUUGUAAUAAACAAAUUCCAAUAACUGUGCACAAUUUGUUGUAUUUUCAUUCGAAAUUCUAACAUUAACUUAGUGAUUGAGUUUGUUGAAAACAACAUCAAGUGAUGCUAGAGUGACAAUAAUGAUUCACUUGAGUGUUAAUAACAAUUUAUCAUCAUCUAUAGUAAUAAAUUGAAUUGACAAGACAAAUAUUCAUUAUCAAUGAUGGAUAACGUAACAGGAAUAUUAAGAGCUAUGUGCUGUGGAUUUACAGAUAGUCUCAAAGGUGCUAUGGUACUUUUUUACAUGGAUAAACAUAUUAAUGAACGACUUAAAGCAUCACCCAUAAGAAUCGAUAGAAAAGAUGCUAAUUCAAGCCCUAAAGUUGUAUUAAAAGGACAGAGAGAAUCGAAAAUAUUGAAAAGAACAAUUCAAUGCUGUGCCUUGAAUGGCGGAGUUUUUUGGGCGAGCAUACUUAUUUUUGAAUGUGGAUUAUUGCCACUUUUGAAAUAUUCACUAACAAUUGUUUUUGGACAUUCCCCGGGUAUGGGUAUGAUGGUUUGGUCAUGGACACAACCAUUUUUGUCACUGACAUUUGGUACUGUUUGGGUUCUACCACUUUUUUUGUUGAGUAGAAUAGUUAACAGCUUAUGGUUUCAGGACAUAGCAGACAGUGCAUAUAGAUACAGACAAGGAAGACCCCUUCUGCUGUCGAGUGUUAGCAAACUGAUAGCUGAUACACUCUUCAGUAUUCUCGUCCAGGCUCUAUUUCUUGGUCAGGGUAUGCUUGUAUCGAGGAUACCAAUACCACCUAUUGGUGAUGUACUUGCACUAAUACAUAUGUGCCUUUUAUAUUCUCUAUAUGCAUUCGAAUACAAGUGGUUCAAUAUGGGUUGGGAGCUACAUAGACGACUGACAUUCAUUGAAGCCAAUUGGCCAUAUUUCGUUGGCUUUGGUUUGCCAUUAGCUGUUUUAACACAAUUGCCCAAUUCUUAUGUUAUAAGCGGUUGCGUAUUUUCAAUUUUAUUUCCACUGUUUAUUGUCAGCGGAAAUGAGGCUCAACCAGUAACAGGAACCUGUGAUUGUCCUUUAAAAUUAUUUUCUCCCGUCAUUGCAAUCGCCAAUACCCUCUUCAAUAAGACCAUCGGUCCAGUACAGCAUCGGUAAUGACGGUUGAAUACUAGUUGAAAAGAAAAACACAACAACAACGACAAAUGGAAAUCAAAGUAAUGGAAUCAAUUAAUGAUAAAUUUACAAUUAAAUUAAAUGUGUAAAAAUGAUAAUUAUUGAAUCUAAUCGUUGUGGAGUGAGGAUCAAGUUUUUUUUCUUUUCCUAGUUCUACUUUAUCUAUGGAACAUUAAGAGUAAAGGAUAACAUUACUGCCAUUUGCAAUGAGGAUUGAUAUUAGUAUAAUCGACUAGUCAAUCAUUUGCAGUUUUAAAAGUAAAAAGUGGUGUCUUUUACAUUUCAUGAAUUGUGAAUCAAGUAAUGUAUAAUUAUUGCGUCUUUACUCCUGACAAAUUUUAAGGAAUGAAUCAAGAUCGAAGGGCUAUUCAAAGAAUUUCGAAUGGUGGAAUGGAAAAACGCUAGCAAAUGUAAAUAUCAAUGUUUUUUUUGCUUUAUUUAUCAUCAUUUCGUCGUAUUUCAUAUGAAUUACUGCUUUUUUACACAAUUAUACAUUGGAUAAAGUAAAAACAAAUUAUGUGAUAACUCUUCCCCUUCUUAUACCAACAUUGGACAACUUUCUAAUAUUGAUAUAUUAUUCCUAGAUGGUUAUCAAAUGUAAAUUUAUUUAUAGAGCAAAUUAAAUAUCAUGUUCACAAGGUUCUUCCUUCACUCUAUAAUCAGAGAUGAAUGCAAAAGUUCUGUGUAAUACUGAAAAAUUAAUGCCAGGAUCCAUUUCUUCUUCAGCCAUGGCAAUCAUUCCAUUCUCGCUAGGCUGACUUUUGCUCACCUGUUUGAUAAAGUAAUAAAAAUAAAGUCAAUGAAAAAUGAUGAGAAUAUCACUGUCAAUGGAUAUAAAAUUAUGAAAAAAACACAAAAUAUCACUACUUCAAAACGUUGGGUUUUGUAAAGAGACAGCCUUCUCGUUCCAGGCGAACUCUGAAUUAAAUUCUGUAUAGUAGGCUGCGAUACACCGAAGAAAUAUCCACCCUUUGGUGGUAUAUUGCAGAGUAUUGAAGAUAUCGAUGAUAAUAAUUUAACAUGACAUUCAUCAGGACUUGCACCCACUAGGGGUUGAUCCAAAUCACAGUCCGAGACUAUUUCAAAUCUGAACAGUAAAAAUCAAAAUAAAAAUUGAGAUAAGAAUUGUAUAUAUAAUAAUGAAAAAUAGUCCUACCUGGGAUUUGCACCUCCAUCUAAAAUUUUACAAGUGUACAAAGCCUUUAUUCGUGGAUUCUUGAGACUUGCAUAAACUCUUGUACUGCAAAAGCCAACUGGAUAAAUGUGAUCCUCGGUAUGAUAAGCAACUCUAUCGGUUAUUACUUCACCGAGUGAAUAAACAGUCAAAUCUCCAAGAGAAAUUGGAAAACGUGGUCUUCCAUGGACAUCAAGAGGCAUCAGCUGUACCAUUUUUUUUGCUGUCUUUCCAUAUCGUCUUGCCUUUGGUUUUACCUCUUAUAAAAAGAAGAAAGGCAACAAUUAAAAACAAAAAAGCUUGGCAU